AUGUCUUCCAUCGCCGUUGCGAACCUCACCUAUUGUCACAACCUCUUCUCCCCUCCGUCCCUUGUCGAUGUCGAUAUCGCCCUCCCGCCAGGCUCAAGGACUAUUCUCAUAGGUGCCAACGGAGCUGGAAAAUCAACCCUACUCCAACUUCUUGCUGGGAAGAAGCUCGUUACUGCAGUAGGUGCCGAUGUCCGCAUCAGCGGCCGAGAUGUAUUUCGAGACUCGCCGCCCGGAGUCACCUUCUUGGGGACAGAAUGGGCGAUGAACCCAGUGGUACGCGGAGAUAUUGUCGUUUCUGCUUUCUUGGACUCUGUUGGUGGCUAUCGACACAAAGAGAGGAGAGAUCGCCUGCUAGAUCUUCUGGACAUUGACCUGGACUGGCACAUGCACAACAUAUCUGAUGGCGAGCGACGGAGAGUUCAGCUUUGCUUUGGCCUGAUGGUAGACUGGGAUGUCCUUCUGUUGGAUGAGGUCACUGUUGACUUGGAUGUAUUGGUGCGCGACGAUUUACUCAAAUUUCUCAAGGCAGACAGUGAAGAACGCGGUGCCACUAUACUUUACGCGACCCACAUCUUCGAUGGCCUGAACGAUUUCCCAACCCACAUCGCUCACAUGUGCUUCGGUGCCUUCACCACUCCUCCCACACCGUGGCCACUUACUCCCGAUAGCCCUCUCACCCAGCAGUUCCAGCCAUCUACCACUCUUUAUAACGUAGCACUGCAGUGGCUAAAGGAAGACCGUGAUUUCCGCCGCGAGCUCGAAAAGCAAGGCAGAAAACAACGAGGUGCCCGCAGGGAUGAAACUGUACCAUCCGACUCCGAGACUUUCUAUAGAAAGUACGAUUACAGUCAUUGA
Molecule: messenger RNA, 855 nt
Organism: Cyclocybe aegerita
Lineage: Eukaryota; Fungi; Basidiomycota; Agaricomycetes; Agaricales; Hemipholiotaceae
Source: the annotation of a GenBank genome assembly